Mus caroli (Ryukyu mouse) is the source of this 3393-nucleotide messenger RNA. NCBI's taxonomy places the organism in Eukaryota, Metazoa, Chordata, Mammalia, Rodentia, Muridae. The record is from RefSeq and is a predicted model, not a curated record.
CUGCUAAGUCCCUUAAAAUCUUUAGCUUCCCAAGUCUGUUANCCUCCAUGUCCUCCUGGCCUUCCUGUGUCUGCCUGUACUGAGUGAACAAACCUCGUUUUUUCCCUGCAGGGUGGAGAAGGAACNGACUUCUAUCANGUCCGAGCUCGUCUCGCCAUGCUGGAGAAGAACUACAAACUUGCUGAAAUGAUCUUCUUGGAACAGAAUGCUGUUGAGGAGGCCAUGGACAUGUACCAGGAGUUGCACCGCUGGGAGGAAUGCAUCGCUGUGGCUGAGGCCAAGGGACACCCAGCCCUGGAGAAGCUACGCAGAGACUACUAUCAAUGGUUAAUGGACACACAGCAAGAGGAACGAGCAGGUGAACUGCAGGAGAGCCAAGGGGAUGGGCUGGCAGCCAUCAGCCUCUACCUCAAAGCUGGGCUCCCUGCCAAAGCUGCGCGGCUGGUGCUGACCCGAGAGGAGCUGCUGGCCAACACAGAACUAGUAGAACACAUCACCACAGCCCUCAUCAAGGGAGAGCUCUAUGAAAGGGCAGGUGACCUCUUUGAGAAGAUUCGAAAUCCACAGCGGGCCCUUGAGUGCUACUGUAAAGGCAAUGCAUUCAUGAAAGCCGUUGAGCUGGCUCGACUGGCCUUCCCAGUGGAGGUGGUGAGGCUAGAAGAGGCCUGGGGGGACCACUUGGUACAGCAAAAGCAGCUGGAUGCGGCCAUCAACCACUAUAUUGAAGCCAGGUGCUCCAUCAAAGCAAUUGAGGCUGCCCUGGGUGCCCGCCAGUGGAAGAAGGCAAUUUAUAUAUUAGAUCUCCAGGAUCGAAACACUGCAUCUAAAUACUAUCCUCGUGUGGCUCAACACUAUGCGUCUCUGCAGGAGUAUGAGAUUGCCGAGGAGCUCUACACCAAAGGAGACCGGACGAAAGAUGCCAUAGACAUGUACACCCAGGCCGGCCGCUGGGAGCAAGCCCACAAGCUGGCCAUGAAAUGCAUGCGACCCGAGGACGUGUCCGUGCUUUACAUCACACAAGCCCAGGAGAUGGAGAAGCAGGGCAAGUACCGAGAGGCUGAGAGGCUGUACGUGACGGUGGAGGAGCCUGAUCUCGCCAUCACCAUGUUCAAAAAGCACAAGUUGUAUGACGACAUGAUUCGCCUGGUGGGGAAGCACCAUCCAGACCUCCUCAGUGACACACACCUUCACCUGGGCAAGGAGCUGGAGGCAGAAGGCCGACUGCAGGAGGCUGAGUAUCACUACCUUGAGGCCCAGGAAUGGAAGGCAACUGUGAACAUGUACCGCUCCAACGGGCUUUGGGAGGAGGCCUACAGGGUGGCCAAAGCCCAUGGAGGAGCCAAUGCCCACAAACACGUGGCCUAUCUGUGGGCCAAGAGCCUGGGAGGAGAGGCUGCAGUUAGACUGCUUAACAAGCUGGGACUUCUGGAGGCCGCCAUUGACCAUGCUGCUGACAACUGCUCCUUUGAGUUUGCCUUUGAACUCUCUCGGCUAGCCCUCAAGCACAAAACCCCAGAGAUUCAUCUCAAAUACGCCAUGUACCUGGAAGAUGAGGGCAAAUUUGAAGAGGCUGAAGCUGAAUUCAUCCGAGCUGGUAAACCCAAAGAGGCAGUCCUCAUGUUUGUCCACAACCAGGACUGGGAGGCAGCUCAGCGCGUGGCUGAGGCCCACGAUCCUGACAGCGUUGCUGAGGUACUUGUAGGUCAAGCCCGUGGCGCCUUGGAGGAGAAGGACUUUCAGAAGGCAGAAGGGUUACUACUUCGGGCCCAGAGACCAGGUCUGGCUCUCAAUUAUUAUAAGGAGGCUGGACUCUGGAGCGACGCUCUGAGAAUCUGCAAGGACUAUGUGCCUGGCCAGCUAGAGGCCCUACAGGAAGAGUAUGAGCGAGAAGCUACCAAGAAGGGAGGCAGAGGGGUGGAGGGACUUGUAGAGCAAGCACGGCAGUGGGAACAGGCUGGAGAGUAUAGCCGUGCAGUGGACUGCUACCUCAAAGUUCGCGACUCAGGAAGCAGUGGCCUGAUGGAGAAGUGCUGGAUGAAGGCGGCUGAACUGUCCAUCAAGUUCCUGCCUCCCCAGCGCAGUCUGGAAGUCGUCCGGGUUGUAGGGCCCCAGAUGAUUGGGAUUGGAAAGCACAGUGCUGCUGCAGAACUCUAUCUGAACCUGGACCUUGUCAAAGAAGCAAUCGAUGCUUUCAUUGAGGGUGAAGAGUGGAACAAGGCCAAGCGCGUGGCCAAAGAGCUAGAUCCCCGGUAUGAGGACUAUGUGGACCAGCACUAUAAGGAGUUCCUCAAGAACCAGGGCAAAGUGGAUUCGCUGGUGGGUGUGGACGUAGUAGCUGCCUUGGACCUGUAUGUGGAGCAGGGCCAGUGGGAUAAAUGCAUUGAAACAGCUACCAAGCAGAACUACAAGAUUCUGCACAAGUAUGUGGCUCUGUAUGCAACUCAUCUGAUCCGAGAAGGUGGCUAUGCCCAGGCACUGGCCCUCUACGUGCAACACGGAGCCCCUGCAAACCCACAGAAUUUCAACAUCUACAAAAGGAUCUUCACUGACAUGGUUAGCUCUCCUGGGACCAACAAUGCUGAGGCCUACCAUAGCUGGGCUGAUCUUCGGGAUGUCCUCUUCAACCUGUGUGAAAACCUGGUGAAGUCCAGCGAGGCAAACUCUGCAGCGCAUGAGGAGUUUGAGAUGAUGCUGCUGAUCUCUCAUUACUACGCUACACGAUCUGCAGCCCAGAGUAUCAAACAGCUGGAAACCGUAGCUGCCAGGCUUUCUGUUUCGCUCUUGCGCCACACCCAGUUACUCCCUGCAGACAAGGCCUUUUAUGAAGCAGGCACUGCUGCCAAGGAAGUUGGCUGGGAGAACAUGGCUUUCAUUUUCCUCAACCGAUUUUUGGAUCUGACUGAUGCAAUCGAAGAAGGGACCCUGGAUGCCCUGGACCAUUCAGAUUUUCAGGAUACGGACAUUCCCUUUGAGGUGCCACUCCCAGCCAAGCAGCACGUCCCGGAGGCCCAGAGAGAAGAGGUUCGAGACUGGGUGCUCACAGUCUCGAUGGACCAGAGGCUGGAGCAGGUUCUGCCCCGGGAUGAGCGAGGGGUCUAUGAGGCUUCCCUAGUUGCAGCGAGCACUGGAGUUCGGGCACUGCCCUGCCUCAUCACAGGUUACCCCAUUUUGAGGAACAAAAUUGAGUUUAAGCGGCCUGGGAAGGCUGCUAACAAAGACAACUGGAACAAGUUUCUUAUGGCCAUCAAGACCUCCCACAGCCCAGUGUGCCAGGACGUGCUCAAGUUCAUCAGCCAGUGGUGCGGCGGCCUCCCUAGCACCAGCUUUUCCUUCCAGUGAUUGCGCAGCCAGACGCUGACAUCUGUCCCUCAUUAAAGUUCUCUGAGUAGUGCA